Messenger RNA from Symbiodinium sp. CCMP2592, 1242 nucleotides. Lineage: Eukaryota; Dinophyceae; Suessiales; Symbiodiniaceae. The record is from the annotation of a GenBank genome assembly.
AUGCUGCGGCUUUGCCGGGGUACCCGCCUGUGGACAUCGGCCUUCUGUCUGAGCCUAGCCUACCCCUGCGUCAGAAUCCAUGGGAUGUUGAGGGGUCAGAGUCAAGACCGUUUUCCAGUCGCGGAAGGAUGGGAGGAUUCAUUCGUCGCGUUGCAAACCGGAAAGAAUAACGGUCCGCCCUUGUCCCCAUCGCAUGCAGCUGGGCGCCUUGGUGACGAUUCUUUGCACGAAGGGGACCAGCAGGAAACACUAAAUAAGACUUAUGUUGACCAGCGCGACGCUGCACCAGGUCGAGAAGAGCGAGAAUCCCUCGGGAAAAAGUUUCCGACGGUUUGUUUGGCUCUCAUUGCAAAGACUCGUGCAGCUACCGAGCUGCUCGCCAGAGUCAAGCACUUGAGUAUGCAGCACUCGUCGACCAUCUUCAGCCUGCGCUACUUGGUGGUGGAUGACGCCGCUCUUUUCAUCGCGGCAGAAUCCCUGGUGCACGAGAAAUAUCUCGAGGAAUGGUUUGCAGUGAACCAUUCAGACGCUUAUGAGCAAUCUGUCAACUUCACUGCUGCUUGGGACAGCUCAUUGCGGCUUGAGGGCGAGAGGGUGGGGCGUGGAUCCCUGGACGAUGGUUUGGCUGUGAAGGAAUUGGACCAUUACUUUGCUAUCGACCAAUGUAAUGCAGACUACGUGGCUAUCCUGGAGUCAGACAUGAUCGUCUCCACGCAGAAGGGGUACUCCUGGAUCAGUGAAGGCAUUCAGGCACUCCAAGAUAACGAAGACUUGAUUCUUGUCAUGCCGGCCUUCCCAGGCAUGUCCGAGCGGAAGGUGAAGUUUCACCCAACCACCAGGCCGAUCUUGAAGUCAAGGAAGGGGAAGUUUGUGGGCUCUGUAGGACUUGUGGACACGACCUGCGAACAUCCCUUCUCCUUGCCCGGUCACGCCUCGCUGCUGGACCUUCGUCGCUACAAGCAGCUCCAGCUCGCGUCGUUUGGCCAGAUUCUGGAGCAUCGCUGUGGAGGUGCACUCGUUCACGGGAAGCCGUGUAAAAAGAUGGCCUACGUGCGAAAGUGUGGGGGCACCCGGAGCUGGGCAUCAGCUCUGGAAUGCGUGAUUUGCAACAGUCCGGCUUUCAGGCAGGCACAUCUGGCUGAGGAGAAACGGGGCUGGCUGUGGUAUGCGCCGAUGACCGUCAUGCGCCAUGACAUGGGCGGGCUUCGAGCCGAAAUCAGCAAAGCUGAGCUUCAGCACUAG